Vicugna pacos (alpaca) is the source of this 1856-nucleotide messenger RNA. RefSeq names its product migration and invasion inhibitory protein (gene MIIP). Lineage: Eukaryota; Metazoa; Chordata; Mammalia; Artiodactyla; Camelidae. Gene Ontology annotation, biological process: negative regulation of G2/M transition of mitotic cell cycle; negative regulation of cell migration. The record is from RefSeq and is a predicted model, not a curated record.
CGGGGCUGGGGAUAGGAAGGAAGGGUUAGGCGGGUUGCCCUGCGUGCGCCCUCACGGAAGGCCCGGGGCCCGCGAUAGGAAAGAAGAAGGAGGCUGAGUCUUCCUUUCCCGGGGGUCCCGCCCCUGCUUUCCCCGGCACCACCUCUGGGACUCUUACUGCCCCGGUUUCUCUUUUGAACGUCGCCUUCCCGGUGCAUUGGCGCAGCUUAGCUUUCCAGAGCGCGGCCGGAGCCAGAGGAGGGCAAUGCAAGCUGUUCUCUUUAACUCCGUGAGAAAACGGAGACCCUCGGACUAUGGGUCGGGCCCAGAGUCGCUUGGUCAGAUAAGGGCGGAGGCCUAGUCCUGCCUCCAGCGUCGUCUGUUCUCGCAUCUCCGCGGUUCCUGUUAUCUGCGUAGAAGAACCCAGCUGUGAGGGUGCUCUGCAGCCUGGGAGUCUGUGACACCUACCGCAGGAAGGUAGCCCACACACCCGGGAUGGUGGAGACCAGGGACUUGGCGCAGCUGCGGCAGCUCAACCUGGAGCUCCUGAGGCAGCUGUGGGUCGGGCAGGAUGCCAUGCGGCGGUCGGUGGCCAAGGCAGCCUCAGAGUCAAGCCUGGACUCCAGCAGCAGCUAUAACUCAGAGGUGCCAUCAUCUCAAGAAACGACCUGCAUGGCCUCCUGCCCACAGGGUGCCCACCACAGUGACUCCUGUAAUAGGUCCUGGCCUGGCGGAGCCAGCUCGGGCGUGAUCUCUCUCCCACUUACUGAGUGCCAGCACCAGAAGUCUCUGGGCCCACUGAGGCCCCAGUCAGCUCCCUUGCUGGCCAGCUCAGACUCGAAUGACCCAGAGCUUUCAGCAGAGCUGGACAGUCUGGGGACCCAGGAGUCACAGGCCCUGAGGUCCGUCCUGGCCCGACGAAGCAAGUUGUCUAAGCCAAGAGUGACCUUCGACAAGGAGUCUCCAGUGCCUGAGAGGAGCUGGCGCCUCAGACCGUACCUGGGCUAUGAUUGGAUUGCAGGGUCCUUGGACAAUAGCUCUCCCAUCACCAGCAAGCCCGAGGCCUUCUUCGCAAAGCUGCAGAAGUUCCGGGAAGCUAACAAGGAGGAGUGUAUUUGCAGUGACCCCGAACCCCAGUUCCUAGGCCUGCGGGAGAGCGGUGCCGUGGAGGGAGAUCAUGAGUGCAUGUACUGGUACCGUGUCAAUCGGCGCCUGUUUCUGGUGCCUUCGGAUCCUGGCACCCCCUGCCGUCUGUGCAGGACACCACGGGACCAGCGGGCUCCUGAGACCCUGGCCCAGCCAGCGCAGGUCAGGGUGAGCGUCCCACUGUCUGUCCUGGACCCCCCACACCGGUACCGCAUCCACCGGCGGAAAAGCUUCGAUGCCUCCGACACGCUGGCGCUGCCCCGGCACUGCCUCCUGGGCUGGGACAUUCUUCCUCCAAAGUCUGAGAAAAGUUCAGCCCCCAAGAGCCUGGACCUCUGGUCCUGUGUCUCCUCUGAGGCCCAGCACCGGAAGCUGUCAGCCGCCGGCCCUUCCUGCCAGGCCUUGCCAAUGCGGGUCCCACCCCCAACCCCGAUCUGGUCAGAACCCUUGGUGCCCCAGCCCUGCGCCCCCCAGCUAAAGCCCUGAGGACUGGCCACCUGGAGGACAGUGCCUCUGCUGUCGUCCCAGCCUCUCCCCUCUGGCAGGGGCACCCAUGAGUGAGGAGCCCUGCCAAGCACAGCUGGAGGUGGACUCAGGCCCCACCCACCUAGGCUGAGCAGGUGGGUGGGCCCAGGCCUGUCUUCUUCCUGGGGACAGAGGUGGGUGGGCUUUGAAGUCAGGGUGAGGGGAUUCUGUGACACGUUUGUAAAUAAAGUUCAGAGCUCCCUGCA